This is a messenger RNA of Leptopilina boulardi, 1892 nucleotides long. RefSeq names its product neuronal acetylcholine receptor subunit alpha-5-like. Bases 548 to 1807 code for a protein of 419 amino acids. Gene Ontology annotation, molecular function: neurotransmitter receptor activity; transmembrane signaling receptor activity; extracellular ligand-gated monoatomic ion channel activity. Lineage: Eukaryota; Metazoa; Arthropoda; Insecta; Hymenoptera; Figitidae. The transcript is spliced from 8 exons. Gene Ontology annotation, biological process: signal transduction; chemical synaptic transmission; monoatomic ion transmembrane transport. The record is from RefSeq and is a predicted model, not a curated record. Gene Ontology annotation, cellular component: membrane; neuron projection; synapse.
UAUGUGUGUACCAUGAAAGUAAUAGUAAAAAUUGAAUGUGUACAAUAAAUUCUGUAAAUUGAAUUGUUUAUAAUAAAAAAACAUUUAUUUAUCUUAAUAGAAAUUUAAAAAGAAAAUUUACUGAACGCAUUUGUGGAAGCAGAAUGUACUCAAUGGAGGAAUUAAUAAAAUAUUUUAUAUUUAUUUAUUUACUAUUAAUUAAUUGUUCAACUAAGCAAUUUCAUCAUAAGGGAGCUAUAUUGCAUUCAAAAAGAAUGUUUUUUUUAAACUAUCGAAUAAGAAUGAUAAAUUCUUUUAUAAGAAUUACAAUCUAAAUUUAAAUAAAUUAAUUAUAACAAAAUUUGUUCAUGAUGAUUUUCUCAAAAAAAAUUUCCAGAUUAUUAUUUAUUAAAAAUUAUUUUUUAUUUUAAUUUACACAAUUUUUUUAAAUGCCUAAAAAUUUAACUACAUUCCUGAGGUUUCAAAUUUCAUAUGGGCGGUUUGAUAAUUUCAUCACUUGGAUUUGUUAUUAAGUAUCUAUCAAGUCGAAUUUUAGAACGUAAAAAUAAUGAAGUCUUUUUUUGGUUUUCUCAAUAUUAUUAAUUUAAUUUUAAAUUUGAGAGUAUCUUUUAUUGAAACUUUAUAUGUAGAUGAAUCAAGAUCAUGUCUCAUUUUUAAACCCGCGGCUACUUUGCAAAAAUUAAAAGAACAUUUAUUUUGUGAUUAUGAAUCGUCAAUUCGUCCGACUAGGCAAGGACAAAAUACCACCGUUAAUAUUAUUAUGAUUCCUAAAACAAUUGAUUAUGAACCCAGUUCAAACAGAAUGAUUAUAAAUUCGUAUUUACAAGUGGAUUGGACUGAUGAACACUUAAGAUGGAAUCCUGAUGAUUUUGACAAUAUACAUGAAAUACAUGUGCAACAUGACGAAAUUUGGAUUCCUGAUUUAUCAGUUUGGAAUUCGGCGGAUCUUAAUUCGGUUAUGAUUUUUUCAUCGAAGACAUCAUGUCUUGUGAUGUAUAAUGGUUUAAUUAUCUGCGUACCAUUUAUUGAAACGAGUGUUCAUUGUUCAUCAGAUUUUGAAAAUUGGCCCUUUGAAAAGCAAAUUUGUAAAAUUAUCUUUUCAUCGUAUUUUCAUUUUAAUGAGGAAAUUAAUCUCAAUUAUACACUCGAUAAAGUGGUAAUGCAUAGUUUGCAACCUCAUCAAGAAUGGUCUAUUGUAAAUACAACAGUAUCAUCGAGACUCGAUCUUUUUAUUUUACCACGAGUAAUUUAUGAAUUUCAAUUAAAACGACACAGUAGAGUGAUAAUUACUCUCUAUUUUAUACCUCUUAUUGUUUUAAUGAUAUUUACACUUAUAAUAUUGUGGAUGGAUAUUAAUUCAACGGAGAGGAUUGCUUUUAUCGGUUUAAAUUUCUUGUGCCAUUUAUUAUGUUUAUUUGAUCUUCAAUGGCAAAUAACUGAAAAUGGAAAUCGAAUUCCGUAUUUGCUGGUAUUAUAUGAAGGUUCAUUGUCAAUAUCUGCAUUUAAUUUGAUAAUGACAAUUAUUUUACGAAAAUUAAAUACAAUAACAACUUCUUCUAAAUGGAUUUCUUCGAUAGCGGCUUAUGUUCUUAAAUACAAAAUUGGAAGACUUUUUGUUUUGGAUGACAUCGAGACAAAAUGUUUUGUGGAUAACGAAGAGGAUGAGGAUGACAAUAAUCUUCAAUAUAUCUCAAAAUCAACACCAAACAAUAUUUGGAAAUAUUUUGCCAAAAUUCUUCAAUGUUUAUCGUUUUUUUCAAUUUUUUUAACGUACAUUAUUAUGUUUUUAAGUUAUGCAUCGAUGUAAAUAUGUUUUAAUUGAAAAAAAUGUAAUAUUCACAAUAUUUUUUUUAAUUUUAUUAAAUUGAAAUAAAUUUUUACAGAAAUUUAAA